CUCUAACCCUAAAGCAACAGAGAAACCAAUGGCCAACGAAUUGCCUGAAGACUUGGUGAUGCAGAUUCUGCUAUGGCUUCCGGUCGUCUCUCUCUUGCGUUUCAAGUGCGUCUGCAAAUCCUGGUACGCUCUCAUCACACACCAAAACUUCGUAAGAAAACACCUCCUACACAACAACAACAACAACAGCAACACCCACCUUCUCCUUAAAACGAGCAACAAAACAAUGGACGAUUAUGUUGUAUCCACGAUUUCUUAUGAAGGACUCCAAAUAACCCCCCUUACCCCCCUUACACAACCUGUACCUCCACAGUAUUUUAGGAACGGCGAGGAGUUUGGCGAGUUUAGCGAGGUGUUUAGUAUUUCUGUGGUGGGUUCUUGCAAUGGUCUCGUUUGUAUCCAUGCUUGCGAUAAAUUGAAGGUUGUUAUAUGGAACCCUACAACUAGAGAAACAAAGGUUGUCCCCGAAUCAAACCUGCCCAUCUUCGCCCCCGCUGGCUAUUGCACCCAUAUUCAAGGUAUGGGAUUUGGUUUUGAUGCCAAAACUAAUGACUACAAGGUAAUCAACUUUGUUAGUAUGUAUGAACCAAAUUUCGACAGCUAUUUUACGAAGGACGUUAAAGAAAUCAUAUACCAAAAAGAGGUAUACAGCUUAAGCACCGAUUCUUGGAGAAAAGUUGAUGGACCCCAGUGUUUUAUUGUGGAACAUGUUCCGAUGACAUACAUCACUGGGAUGGGUUCUUGGCUGGCAUAUGUUGAUUAUGUUAAUCAACGGGACUUAUUUGUUUUGUCAUUUGACAUGAGCAAUGAGGUAUUCCUAAAAACACCACUUCCAGAUAAUGUUAAUGGGCAAGCCCUUUUGGUGUUGAAUGAAUCGAUAGCCAUGGUUGCUUUCAAGCCGGUUGACGACAAUUGGAGGGAGAUUGGAUUUGAUAUAUGGUUGUUACUUAAAGUUGGUGUUAAGGACUCCUGGAAUAGGCUUUUUACUAUUGGACCAUCGAUUGCAAGAAUUCACCAACCAUUAGGAUUUUGGAAGAAUGACACCAUGUUCUUGACUAAAAUUGAUAGCGGACAACUGUUCUUGUAUGACCCCUCUACCCAACAAAUGACUGAUCUCCAAAUUCAUGGACAUAGUGACUCGAAGGAGAUGCAGUUGGUUACUUAUAUGGAGACCCUAGUUUCUGUCAAGGGAGGAAAUGAAUCUGAAGAAUAGGACAAUUGUUGACAAGGCUUGAGGGCCCAUCUUUCUAUAUCUGUUCCAAUUGUGUUUCAAGCAGCAUAUAUGUGCUGAGAUAAUAUUUU
This is a messenger RNA of Corylus avellana, 1302 nucleotides long. The record is from RefSeq and is a predicted model, not a curated record. Lineage: Eukaryota; Viridiplantae; Streptophyta; Magnoliopsida; Fagales; Betulaceae.